Mercenaria mercenaria is the source of this 4016-nucleotide messenger RNA. Its product is annotated as GTPase IMAP family member 7-like. The transcript has 2 exons. NCBI's taxonomy places the organism in Eukaryota, Metazoa, Mollusca, Bivalvia, Venerida, Veneridae. The record is from RefSeq and is a predicted model, not a curated record. The coding region runs from base 83 to 1303 and encodes 406 amino acids. Gene Ontology annotation, molecular function: GTP binding.
UUUGCAGUAGAUAAGAGACAAAGUAAACAUAAUAUUUAAAUAUUAAGUAGUGUAUUUACAUCAAAUUUGGAUAAAUACAAGGAUGUCCCACGACCGAGAACGAAGAAUUGUAAUUGUUGGUAAAACAGGAAAUGGAAAAAGUUCCUUAGGGAAUAAUCUUUUGGAGAAAGAAGCAUUCGAUUGCAGACGCAGUAAAAAGGCGGUAACAACGUCAUGUGCAGUAGGGACCACAACAGAUAAUAAAAAGAAAAUCGUUGACACCCCUGGUCUGUUUUCUCCAACAGCUGGAAACAACGUUGCUAAACAGGCUUUAGACAUAUUAGUGUCGUUGAAUAUUUGCAAUAAUCCCCAUGCGUUUUUACUCGUUAUGCGGGACGAUUGUAGAUACACUGAAGAGGAAUUGUCUACAGCAGACGUUCUCGAAAUAACUUUCGGACCAGAAUUCUUUCAGCAUGCAAUAGUUGUUUUUACACACGUUGAGAAUAAAAUAACUGAUCAAGAAUUUGAAGAUGAAUUGAAAGAGUCAAACGAAUUAACAAGUUUAAUCAAGAAAUGCGGCAAUAGAGUAGCUAGGAUUGAAAACACGAGCGCAGACAGUGCUCACAUAAACCGAAUUAUUUCGUAUGUGGACCAAGUGUCAAAGGAAGGGAAUGUGAAAUAUUUAAACAUAUACGAAAACUGUCAUAAAGAGGUUUUACAAAAAAUGGCAAAACUCGAAAGAUUUAAUAGUAAAAACGCACAUGAGCAAGUGUCAAGCCUUUCUAAAAAAAUCAAACGGGCAAUAGAAAAAGAAGAAGAGAUGAAAGAAUUUAGAGAAAGACAGCAAGAGUUGGAAAAAAGAGAAGAAUCCGUUUCAAAACGAGAGGAUUCCGUUUCAAAACGGGAAGUAUCCGUUUCAGAAAGAGAAAAAUCCGUUAGAAAAAGAGAAACAGAAACAAAAACGAUGAGAGAAGAAAAUGUAAAGAAAGAAAUGGAAAAUAAUAUGAUGCUCAGAGAAAUAAAAGUAGACAAAAAAGAAAUUGAUGUUAGGAAAAGAAAUAUACAGCAGGAAGAAGAAGAAGUUAAAGAAAGUAAAAAAAUAGCGGAGAAGGAAAAAGAAAACGCUAUUAAGGUUACAGAAUCGGCUAAAAAGGGAAUGAUGGUAGCAACUGUUGCAUCAGGAGUUGUUGCUGGAGUUGCUACUGCUGCUUCAGGAGGAGUGGCUACCCCUUUAGGCUGGGCAUUUGCCAAAGCAGGAGCUACCGGAGUUGCAGCUGUCACCAUUAGCAGUGCAGCUAAUUGGGUAACUCAAAGAUUUACCUAAUUAUUUAUUCAGUAUGUGAAGAGUUGGUAACACAUUACCUAAUAAUGGUUGCGUCUUUCAGAUUCUGAGUUUAACUCUGACAUAUAAACAUUGUGAAUUGGGUGUGUAGUUACUUAUAUAUUUCUGUAAAAGUAUGUAUGUGAAAUAUACUGAACAAAAUAAGUUUAAGUGCAGACAUACGUUAAUAUGAAAACAAGGCUUCUUAUUUCCACUGUGUUUAAGUGCAGAUAUACGUAAAUAUGAAACCAAGGUUAUUUUUUAUAUGGGGACCAUACGCUGCUUUUCAUGGAAUUGCACUCUGUGCUUCAUUGAAGGUUCAAUGUGCACCGCCGUAUGAAUACAUCUGCGGAUGUUUCUAAAUUAUAUUCCUGUACAUAUUUCAUGUGUUUAUGUUGAGUUCUGCUCAACCCGGGGCUAGAGGGCGUAAACGGUAGCUUGUAUUUCCACUACCGUCCAUGAACAGGCUCAAUCAAACCGAGCCUGCAACAUUUUCGUUUAUGUCGUGUUGGGCAACCUGUGCUUUUCCACUUUUUAUUUUUUCAAAUUUUUUAUGUGUAUUACAAGAAUAUUUGAAUGUGAAUUUGUGUCAAAAAUUUUAUCGCUCUACGUUUACGGAAAACUAAUGAAAUGGUUGAUUAAAUGUGGUAAGGGUGGUACACCGAAAUCACACAUUAAUACCGGGUAUGACCACCUUGAGCAUCGAGGACUGCUUGGCACCGUUAGCGCAUAGAACCGACAAGUGUGUUGAUUUCGGCCUGUUGUUCCACCCCUGAAUUAAGCGUUGUGUUAGAUAAUUGAUGAUCGAUGGUGGAAUAAGGCGACGUCCAACACGCUCGUCCAAAUUAUUCCACAGGUGUUCGGUUGGAUUCAGAUCUGGGCUUUUGGCGGGCCAGUCAUAAUUAAAAUGAAGUGUUAUUAGUCCUUCCGAAAUUCACAGUAUAUCUAGCUGUAUGGCUUGUGGCAUAAUACUGUUGAAACAAAUUGAUAUUGGCAAUAUUUUGAAAUUGUGGGAUGACGUGCCUCCAAAGAAUCUCAUCUCGGUAGCGCUGGGCAUUCAAAUUCCAAUCGAUCGUGACGAGAGGUUUGGGAUAACCAUGCGCAAUGCCUGCCAAGACCAAGACGGAACCUCCACCCCAUAACGAUCUCGUUCAAGUACACAGCACACGGCAUUACGUUAAUUUAUUUUACGAUAUUCUCGAUCCCUGUCAUCACUUCGAUGAAUGGAGAAUCUUGACUCGUCGGAGAAGAGAACGCUACUCCAUUGUUGCCUUAACCAGCGAUGGUGUGACGUGCCCAGUUAACACGAUUUACGCGGUGAGGUCUCGUCAUAACACAGCGAACGUAAGGACGACGUUCACGUAAACCACCCUCGCGCAGACGAUUGCGUACAGCUUGGUCAGAUAUUCGGUUGUUAUGUGUACCAGUGGUGUUAGCAACAGUGGCAGUGGCAGUUUGGAAACGAUUGCUUAGGUGGGUAUUCAUGCUAUAGCGGUCUUGGCCAGGCGUCGUGACGCGCGGACAUCCACUUCGUGGUACAUCUUCCGUACGCCUUGUUGCUUGAAAACGUUGCCUAAGGUUUCGAAUAGCACCGUUCAUUGCUUGACAUGGUAGAUUAAUUAUUGCUUAGAAACAUAUCUAAUAUUUUGCUUUAUUGAUUCCUCGGCUUCAGAAACCUGGAACAGCCGUUAUGGUAUUUCUAUGUAUAAUUUAAACGAUUAUAUUUCACAAAUGACUUGACUAUUGUUGAGCAAAAUAAGAUGGAUAUUUGUCUGGCUUCUUUACUUGAGACAUAAUGUUAACUUCAUAAUACUUACAUUCGCCCUAUUCUUUUCCAUUGAAAAUUACAACGUUCGUUUCGUAUGAACAGCAAAAGGAAAGGUGUGAAAUUUACGUCAUCGCUGCUUAGUGAUAACCGACCGCUGUUUUGACGACGUCCGCGUGUAGUCAGGGAGAACGUUAGUUAAAUGACGUCGCAGUUGUUCCGUGUGUUGAACGGAAUGGCCGGGAAGCUGAUUUUGUGUUAAAUGCCACAAAAUAUGUGCAAUUUAUAAUAUUAUGUUUACAAAUGGAAAGGAAAUGUAAUGUAAAUAUAAGAAAUGAAACUUUUUUUUUCGGUCCAUGCGAAAUGAACGACAGAAUUCAUGGAUUUGCCGAUCCUAUUCUGUCGUUCAUUUCGCAUGAACACUGAAAAAAAUCAUUUCAUUUCUUAAUUAGCACUUACUUUAACACUCACAUUAACACUUGCAUCUUUGUCACCUGCAUGACCAAUAUCACUCACGCUUAUGCUUAUUUUUUCAUCAUUAUUCCAUAAUUAUUACAUGCAACCAAAUACCCUUACAUUUAUCCCCACUGGUAUCUAUCAUUGAAAGAAAUGUCUCAAGUCUCUUGGAUAAUAUGUAAAAUAUGUAUUGUAACUUUCUAUUUCAUAAAUAUUUGCAUUUAUCAUCCGAAUGUUUCUUUAUGUAAGAUAUGCAUUCAAUAUUUUAAUUUUGCGUAUGUUAAGAUUUUAAAAACUAUUAAAUGUUUGUACCCCUCGCCAAUGUGGGUUCGAGCCUCACUCGGGGCGUUGAAUUCUUUACGUGAGGAAGCCAUCCAGCUGGCUUACGGAAGGUCGGUUGUUCUGUCCAGGUGCCCGCUCGUGAUGAAAUAAUGCACGGAGGGGCACCUGGGGUCUUCCUCCACCACAAAAGCUGAAAAGUCGCCAUAUGACCUG